AUGCGGUAUGGUUCUUUCCAAGGGGCCUAUGACCAAAUCAAGUCGAGUGCCAAAUUAUUUGCCGACAAUGUUCCAUUAAUCCUUCUGAGAGAUUUCGAUCUCGACGGACAGGACAGCAUGCUGACUGUCCUCUGUGAGAUUGAAGAAAUAUACCAAAAGACUUCUCUUUUGCAGCUACCCACUGGUCUGACGAAUUUCAACUCCCUCCGAGAUUUCAAGGUCCCAGAUGAUGCCAAAGUAGAUUGGCCUAAGAACCAUAAACAGGUGCGGAUCGAUCCUGAAGCGGACCUUGUCCCCUCCUCGGAUGAGUAUGAAGCUCAUGUUCGGAUUGUGCGGGAUCUGGGCGGAACGGGGGGCAUCGACAAGGUUCUAACGAGCACAACAUCGACGUGA
Clonostachys solani is the source of this 393-nucleotide messenger RNA. The record is from the annotation of a GenBank genome assembly. NCBI's taxonomy places the organism in Eukaryota, Fungi, Ascomycota, Sordariomycetes, Hypocreales, Bionectriaceae.